AACAAAACGUUAAGCCCGCGUUACAACAGUGCUGUGAGGAAGCGAGUGGAUGCGAGUAACCUCGUGAUGCACACCCGCGGACUGCCCUGUUGUGACGGCUGCCGUUUUUCUCCGGUGUGACACCGGCCAGCUGGCGACAGGUCCCUGCCCCCCCCCCGCUCCCCGCCCCGGUACGUCUUCUGUAAACAUUGCCAGCGGGCCAGAUACAGGUCGCACCGCGCGGCUCGCGCAGUCAGGCGCCGGCGGCGGUCCGCCUGGUGGCACCGGUGCAGCCACUCCCACACGUCGGCCUCUUAUCUGCACCACACCCCGGCAUCGCAGCUCUGCAGUGCCUUCAGACAGCCUCCACAGACUGCCGUCAGCGUCAGGAUGUCUCCCCGCCUGCUGCUGAUGCUGGCGAUCCUGCCGGUCACCCUGCCGGCAGGCCGCGGCGCCGCGCAGCACUUCUCAGCGGCGCCCAGCUUCGGCAUCGACUACGAGAACAACACGUUCACGCUGGACGGCGUUCCGUUCCGCUACGUGUCCGGCACGGUGCACUACUUCCGCGUGCCGCGCGCCUACUGGUCGGACCGGCUGCUGCGGCUGCGGGCGCUGGGAGCCAACGUGCUGGAGACCUACGUCGAGUGGAACAGCCAUGAGCCGGAGCCGGGAGAGUACCAGUUUACAGGUCAGCAGGACCUGGUGGCGUUCCUGCAGGAGGCGCAGCGCCAGGGCCUGCUGGUGAUCCUGCGCACCGGGCCGUUCAUCGACGCUGAGCGGGAGUUCGGUGGCCUACCCUACUGGCUGCUGUCCGCCGACCCGCAGACCCCACUGCGCACCAGCGACCCGCGCUUCCUCCAGCCGCUCGACCGCUGGUUCGACGUGCUGCUGCCCAAGCUGAAGCCGCUGCUGUACGAGAACGGAGGACCCAUCAUCAUGCUUCAGGUGGAGAACGAGUACGGCAGUUUCCACGCGUGCGACUACGUCUACCUGCAGCACCUGGCCGACAGGCUGCGCCAGCACCUGGGCGAGUCGGCCGUGCUGUUCACCACGGACGGCGACAGCCAGAGCCUGCUGCACUGCGGCACCACGCCCGCCGCCUACGCCACCGUCGACUUCGGGUCCGGCACGGACGUGGCGGCCGCGUUCGGUGUGCAGCGCCUGUUCGAGUCGAGCGGGCCUCUGGUGAACUCGGAGUACUACCCCGGCUGGCUGGACCACUGGGGCUAUCCGCACUCGACCCGAUCCACAGAGGACGUGGUGCGCACAAUGAAUGAGAUGUUCGACAUGCAGGCCAAUGUCAACGUGUACGUGGCUCACGGUGGGACGUCGUUUGGUUUCUCAGCCGGUAGUAACCUGGGUAACAACUUCCAGGCCUGCCCCACCUCAUACGACUACGAUGCGCCGAUUGCUGAGAACGGUUACCUCACCGACAAGUUUUACGCGAUGCGGAACGCCACUCUCUCGGUGGCGACGUGGUCGGUGCCAGAGCCGCCGCCGCAGCCGGCGGUGCUCGCCUACGGCGCCGUGCAGAUGACGGCCUCCGAGGGACUGCUGGCAGCCGUGCGCGGCCUCGCAGACGACCCGGUCACCUCGGACGACCCUCUGACUUUUGAGCAGCUCCGUCAGGCGUACGGCUUUGUGCUGUACUCGCACAAUGUGACCGGCGUGCAGCCGGACCCCGUCCUGCUGAACGUCACCGGUCUCAGAGACAGGGGCUACGUGUUCGUGGACGGCGCUCAGGUGGGCAUUCUCAGUCGCGGGGAGAACAUCUACCAGCUGCCCGUCUCCGUCCAGGAGGGCAGCCGGCUUCAGAUCCUCGCCGAGAAUCAGGGGCGCAUCUGCUUCGGCAACUUUCUUAACGACAUCAAGGGCAUCGUGUCGCCGGUGUUCCUGGGCUCCGGCCGGCUCAGCGGCUGGGAGCAGCUCUCUGUUCCCCUGAAUAGCACCCAGCUGGGGAGGGUGGAGCGGCUGCUGGCCGGCCGGGCCACCAACCGGUUGACCGCGGCCGCGGCGCCGGCCUUCUUCACUGGCGAGUUUGACCUCCCCGCCGGCGUAGAUGCCGACUCACCCACGGACACCUUCCUCCGACUGGACGGCUGGCGGCGCGGCGUGGCCUUCGUCAACGGCUUCAACCUGGGCAGGUACUGGCCGGCGCAGGGGCCGCAGGUGACGCUCUACGUGCCCGGGACGCUGCUCAAGGCCGCCUCCAACCGACUGACGCUGCUGGAGCUGGAGGAGGCGCCGUGCCUCGCGACCGACACGUGCCGCGUGACGCUGACCGACACACCGGAGCUGGACGGGCCCACGCCGCACUGACGCAGUGGGAGGAGAUGAGGACAGCUCUAUUAUACCACACGGCACUGGACGCGGCCUUUACCGAAAUAUUUGGUGCAGAAAACUGAUAUCUAUAUAUCUAUUGUCAAGUUGUUAGCAUUCUCUGAAUACAUAUAUGCAUGCAUGGCAUGCACAUUGCCCAGUG
Messenger RNA from Amphibalanus amphitrite, 2461 nucleotides. Its product is annotated as beta-galactosidase-like. Lineage: Eukaryota; Metazoa; Arthropoda; Thecostraca; Balanomorpha; Balanidae. The coding region runs from base 370 to 2298 and encodes 642 amino acids. Gene Ontology annotation, cellular component: vacuole. Gene Ontology annotation, biological process: carbohydrate metabolic process. Gene Ontology annotation, molecular function: beta-galactosidase activity. The transcript has 3 exons. The record is from RefSeq and is a predicted model, not a curated record.